AUGCCUUUCCAUAAGGGAGACAAAAGCGGUCAUUUCGAUGCCAGCCAAAACACAUUCAAUCUGCAAGACCCGGGUUUUGGACCAAGUGAAGGUGUUUACAAUAACCGUAUGGAUCCUCGAUAUGGCAAUAUGAAUCCAAACUAUUAUGGUGGCGUUCCUGGAACGCUUGGAGGAAGUGGAAUGUAUGGACAGGAUGUCUAUAAUCGACAACCUGGCUCUCAAGGCUGGAAUACGGGAAGACGACAUUUUAAUGGCUCAGAUUCGGAUGACUCUGACAUUGAUAAACGCAAUCACGGAGGUUCAGGGCCGGGUUGGAAUCGGGGACGACAUGGUUCACACUCAAAUCGGCGUGGUCAUUCAAGUGAUCAUGGUUCAAGUUCAGAUGAAGGAAGGCGUAACAGACACUGGCGCUAGAAAAUUUUUGUCGAUGUUCAUCUGGUCCGUAUUCUUCUGAACAUUCGUCACUAACGAUUUUUGAUAUUACUUUUCAUUCAAAGAAAGCUAUAAAAUGAAUGAAGUACAAUUAGAGUGUGCUUAUUUGAUAUUUACUAACGUGUCAGUUGAUCAUUUUUGUUUUUCUCUAAUAUUGUGAAAUACAUUUACUAUUUUUA
This is a messenger RNA of Schistosoma margrebowiei, 611 nucleotides long. The record is from the annotation of a GenBank genome assembly. Lineage: Eukaryota; Metazoa; Platyhelminthes; Trematoda; Strigeidida; Schistosomatidae.